Punica granatum (pomegranate) is the source of this 1406-nucleotide messenger RNA. The record is from RefSeq and is a predicted model, not a curated record. NCBI's taxonomy places the organism in Eukaryota, Viridiplantae, Streptophyta, Magnoliopsida, Myrtales, Lythraceae.
UCUGCAACUUUGUCACUCCAUAGCCUUUUCCUCUUAUCACGGCUCCUCCUCGUCUCUCUCUCUCUCACGCGCCGGAUCUCUCCCCUUCAUCAUCCAUGGCUUGUCGGAGCGGCUGCAGCUGCUUCUUCUUCUUCCUUUUCUUCUUCAUUGUCUCUCUGAUCCACCGGUUCCACGCUCAAACCGUCUCCUUGCCGAAGACAUUCCUCCUCCCAGUCACCAAAGACGCCUCGAGCCUCCAGUACCUCGCCAAGAUCCGCCCCGGUGGCGAUCCUCCGCGUCCCCUCACCCUCGUCCUCGAUCUCGGCGGCCCCCAGCUCUGGACUUCCCACGCGCCCCCCACGCGCCUCCGUGUCCCCCUCCGCUCCGUCGAGUGCCUCUCCGCCGCGAACUCCGGCGACGAGCGGACGCGCCGGGGUAGCACGUGCGUAGUCAUCUCGGGUAACGUCGUCACCGGGUUGGCUGCCCCUUCCGAGCUGUCAGAGGGCGCCGUAACCGUGGAAUCUUCCCACGCCGCGUCCAUCCCCGCCGUGCACAAACUGCUGUUUGCUCUCUCCCCCGAGUAUCUGCUGAGCGGCCUGGCGAGUGGCGCGAGCGGGAUGCUGGGCUUGGGGAGGGCCCGUACUGCCCUGCCAAAUCAGCUCGCCGCGGCGUCCGGCGGAGACAGGAGGUUCUUCCUCUGUCUGUCGGAGUCGGACGGCGUCAUCGCCGUCGGGGGGGACUGGCCGUACUUUUCUUCUCCCUCAUCGGGGGCUGACGUCUCGAAAUCGAUGGUCUACGCGCCGCUGUUGACCGCCGAGCCGGGGAGUUCCGGCGAGUACUCGGUCAAACUCAGAUCGAUUGAAGUCAACGGCGAGAGAUUGACUCUCAACUCUUCUUCCAUGCAACUGAGCACUGUCGUGCCUUACACGACUAUGGAGAGCUCCAUCUACAGAGCCUUCACCGGAGCCUUUGCAAAGGCGGCGGCGGCCAUGAACAUAACAAGGGCGGCGGUCCCCGCGGCGACUCCGUUCGAGCUCUGCUUCUCAGCCGGCAGCGUCAGAACGACGCCAACCGGGCCUGCAGUGCCGGAAAUCGACUUGGUGCUGCAGAGCGAGAUGGUGAGGUGGAAGGUCCACGGGAGGAACUCGAUGGUGCGUGCGAACGAUGACGUGAUGUGUCUGGGAAUCCUUAACGGAGGGCCGGAGCAGAAGCACGGCGUCGUGUUGGGAGGGCAUCAGUUGGAGGACGUUCUGAUGGAAUUCGACUUGGGUGCUUCCGUUGUAGGGUUCAGUAGAUCCCUGCUGAUGAGCCAGACACGUUGCAAGGAUUUCUCUUAACUCUUUGUUAUCUAACGAGUAAAGACCUAUUGAUAUUUGUAAAUUAUAGCCAAGGAAUUACAUCAGUUUUGCCCUUUUCUCAUCGCGAAA